Parathielavia appendiculata is the source of this 1359-nucleotide messenger RNA. RefSeq lists its product as uncharacterized. Lineage: Eukaryota; Fungi; Ascomycota; Sordariomycetes; Sordariales; Chaetomiaceae. The transcript has a single exon. Bases 481 to 990 code for a protein of 169 amino acids. The record is from RefSeq and is a predicted model, not a curated record.
UCUGAUUUUCAUCGCCUCCCGCUGCUGGCUCCAACCAGCGAGAACAACGGCGACGUCUCAAAUGAAGCGGCAGCCCAGGCUCUGCUACCAACUGGCAAGCUGCUGCCGCACGUCUGUAGUUUAUUACCCCCGAGCGCAUGGAGCUUGCCCUGGUGUGCGACAUUGACCCUGGCCACCCACGACUUGAUCACCCACGAACUAUACGGUCAGCGCACUUUGUCGUGUCCGUCGGUGGACCGCUCCUCCCCCUACCACGGCUGAGAAACUGCCAUAUCCGACUGGGCGAUACCCCGAAUGGUUGGCUUAAUACAACGGCGUAGGCUACGGCCUUCCGCCUCUGCGGCAAGGUUAUUCCCCCAUACCUCUAAGCCGUCAGCGCGGACCAUGCUGUGAACUCUGUCACACGAACUCCGCAUCCGUAUUCUCGAGUACACCGAUUCAUCGUCCCUACCGGGGAGGUUACAUGGAGUGGCCAGGACCAUGGGCACACCACUUAUGACUGGAUUUCCAUGGACGGGCCGGGCUACCGUUACCCCCGUCAAUUUUACAAGUGCUGGAUCGCUACAACGGCCCCCGACCGUCCAUGGGUUGUGUCUGCCGCCGUCGCCACGCUGCUUUCAGCUCCAUGUGCAAGUGUUGGGAGCCGCCGACUUACCUAUUUCUCGUCUGGCGCAUCUUGCUCGGGGACGCCCAGUCGUCUUCUUCUCUGGCGACCUGUUUAUUAUUCACGAUUGUUACGCAUCCUCGCCGGGGCGCUUACCUGAUCUCGAGUAUACGCAGCCAAACACUGCCCCCCAAUCUCCACUUACCCCAACAACCGCCUCACCACCUGUGAGUUUCUCCAAGAGAUCGUGCCAACCCACUGCCUCGAGUACAUCCGCUUCCUCGAGCUGUGCUUCCCCCUUAUCGCCUUCACACCUGGCCUUGAGGAGCGUCUCAAGCGAUGGUCGACUGGUUCCGGACCGUCGACUGGCUACGAGACAAGAUUAACGCGUGAGCUCUCACCAUACGACUCAUUGCGGCCGAGCCGAGCAAUAAAUACUCUCCCGAGGUCAACAGGUAUCCCAUCAUCAGCGGCGAAGGCGACCGCACCCGUGAGGCGUACACAGAUCUCUGCCUGCCCCUGAACAGCUGGCCAACGACGGGCUCGCCGGGUUUUACGCUAACCUUGCCUACCCCUGGUGGCCGACCCCGGAAUGCCAGGACCGGUACGACGAAGGGGAUGGAUGGGACUGAGUGGACGACGAAAAGGCGAAAUACAAGGAGUGUGUUGAGCGCGAAGUCAUGCACGACCGGUACGACUCCCUGUACGCCAACGGCAGGGAGCAGCCGGAACCGACUUGUUGGGAGGAACUGUAC